This is a messenger RNA of Cucurbita moschata (crookneck pumpkin), 2559 nucleotides long. Its product is annotated as transcription factor HBP-1b(c38)-like. The transcript has 11 exons. Gene Ontology annotation, molecular function: DNA-binding transcription factor activity; sequence-specific DNA binding. Lineage: Eukaryota; Viridiplantae; Streptophyta; Magnoliopsida; Cucurbitales; Cucurbitaceae. The record is from RefSeq and is a predicted model, not a curated record. Bases 783 to 2189 code for a protein of 468 amino acids. Gene Ontology annotation, biological process: regulation of DNA-templated transcription; DNA-templated transcription.
CAGUGGGGAAGGCGGUGGUGUACCCACUACACAAGAAUCACAAUCAGCGAGGGAAGAAGGAAGAAAGUGGUAGCAUCAUCAUCAAUGAAAUAUGAUUAUAAAAAGGGGUUUUGAAGGAAAAGGACGUGAGGAAGGGGUUAGAAUUUGGAAUGGUCUAAGCGUCACGCAUCUUCUACUUUCUCUCUCUCUCACACACCUGACCUGACCAACAAGUGCAGGGCCGAGUUUGAUUUUAAAACAAGUUUAUUCCAAAGCUCAAAAUUCAAUGUGGGCCUCUUGAAAUUUCUAUCUGUGCGGGUGGGAGAAAGAGAAUUCUCUUUUUCCCCCAUGGUUUUAAAUGCUUUACCUAAGAAUUUCGAUCAAAAAGUCAAAAAAAGUUUCGCUGUUUAUCUCCACACCCCUUCUGGGUAGGGUUUUCUUUCCUCUGUUCCUCGGAUUUUUCCACCUUCCCGACGUCGAUUCAUUUCUCAAACUGAACUCCCAUCUCGCGAUUCCUGUUUUCGCUAGGUUUUUGACUUCGAUACGGGUCAUAGUUUUGCUGGGUUCUUGUUUGUUUUGAGCUCUUCGAUGAGCUGAUUGCUGAAGUUUUGAUGUUUUUGGAUUGAGAAAUUGAUUAGGGCUUUGGGAUUUAGGUGUUUCAGCGAACUGAGUUUGAGUUAUUUUGUUUGAAUUAGAAGAGCUCGUUCUUGUUCUUCCUGUUCUUCCUGUUCUUCUUGUUCAGUGGUUUCUGUUUCUUUUUGUUGAACUGGUGGUGGUGGUGGUGGUGGUGAUGAUGGUGAUUGAUGGGUAGUAGAACAGUGAAGGUUGGUGCCGACGAUAUAAACAAAAAGGUGAACGGGAUGCCUAGCUUCGUUUCUUCGAUGCCCACAGCCAAUAAUUCCAUGGGUGCAGAGGGGAGCUCUAUUCCUUCAUCUCGGAUUUCGGACUUAAGAACGCUCGAGCAAACUCUUGGAUUUCACAUAGAAAAUGUAGACCUUACUAGAAAUCCUUUGUAUAAUCAGAUAAAGUCGAAUAGUUCGACUCUGAACAACAACAUCCAGUUUGGUUCUUUAAUUAAGCCACUUGCAUCCACUGAUGUAAAUCUACCAACUGCUAUCAUGGGCUCUCAAACAUUGCCAUUACAGAAAGAAUCAAAUCCAAAUUUGGUUUCUACGUCGGGUGGUCCUCAUGAAAACUGGGGAGAGUCUAACAUGGCCGACGUCAGCACAAGAACUGAUACCUCCACGGAUGACACAGAUGACAAAAGUCAAAGGCUUGACAAGGAUCAAGGAAACUCACUUGUCGUGUACGAUUCUAGCAACAAAUCGAAAGAAAAAACACCUGAUCAGAAGAGCUUACGAAGGCUUGCCCAAAAUCGUGAAGCUGCUAGAAAAAGUCGUUUAAGGAAAAAAGCGUACGUGCAGCAGCUAGAAAGUAGCAGGCUGAAGCUUACUCAACUUGAGCAAGAACUCCAGCGGGCCCGCCAGCAGGGUAUAUUUAUUUCAAAUUCUGGAGACCAAGCUCAUUCAAUGAGUGGAAAUGGGGCCCUAGCAUUUGAUGCAGAAUAUUCACGUUGGUUAGAGGAGCAUAACAGGCUGAUAAAUGAGCUUAGAGCUGCAGUUAAUUCACAUGCGGGCGACACUGAACUUCGAACUGUCGUUGAUAACGUGACUACACAGUUCGACGAUAUUUUCAGGUUGAAAGGCAUUGCAGCCAAAGCUGAUGUGUUCCACAUCUUGUCAGGAAUGUGGAAGACACCAGCAGAGCGGUGUUUCCUGUGGAUUGGUGGCUUCCGUUCAUCAGAGAUCCUGAAGCUUCUUAUAAACCAAUUAGAGCCUUUGACUGAGCAGCAGCUAAUGGGCAUAUGUAACCUGCAACAAUUAUCACAACAAGCAGAAGAUGCUCUCUCGCAAGGAAUGGAUGCAUUGCAGCAAUCCUUGGCUGAAACAUUGGCCAGUGGCACACCUGCAACGUCGGGAUCGUCUGGGAACGUCGCAAAUUAUAUGGGUCAAAUGGCCAUGGCUAUGGGAAAGCUUGGAACUCUUGAAGGCUUCCUACGCCAGGCUGAUAAUCUUCGUCAACAAACUCUUCAACAAAUGCAUCGCAUAUUGACAACCCGUCAAUCAGCUCGUGCGCUUCUUGCAAUAAACGACUACUUCUCCCGGCUUAGAGCCCUCAGCUCUCUCUGGCUUGCACGGCCUCGAGAGUGAGGAGCAAGGAAGUUCUCUCUACUUAAUCUGAACUGAAAUCAAAUUUAUGAACAAGUGCCUCGAGUGCUACCGCGCCAAUUGCAUUUCUUCAUUGGAUGGAGUUGCUUCUGUCAUAGGAACUGUACAAUGGAUCAAGAUGGGUAAUGGUAUUAGGUGAAGUUUGUGAUUGAUAUAUAUAGCUUUCACAUUUGCAGAUGUUAGUAUCAGUUGGUGGUGCUGUAUGCUUAUUACAAUAAUCUCUUCAUGUAGUUAGGUGAUGCUGCAUAGAACUCAAAGGCAAAAUAGCUUGUAUCUGUAAUUUAGAUUUAUAUUACAUCAGCUUACUACACCAGUAGAUCAUAUUCAUAUGAAAUUUCAGUGCCUUUUUGUA